CUGGCAUCUUAGGUGAUGUUGUCCCCAUUUUCCACCUCCGCAGGGCACCCAUUUGACCCAACCUUCUACCUCAGCCAUGCCGUCUCCAAUGUUAUCUGCUUUGUGGUGUUUGGCCAGCGGUUUGAAUAUGAAGACAAACAGUUUGUCUUUUUACUUGAUGUGAUCAACAAAUCCUUCCGGCUCGUGACUUCCGCACCAUCGCAGAUGAAGAAUUUUUUCCCGGGCCUGAUGCGGAUCCUGCCUGGGCCUCACCAAGAAGGUCCCAAGUACAUGAAGGAGUUAAUAAACUUCAUCUCUCAGAGGGUCCAGAUCCACCGGGAAUCCUUCGAUCCAAAUUGCCCCCGGGACUUCAUUGACUGUUUCCUGGCCAAAAUGGAGCAGGAGAAAGAGAACCCAACUUCGGAAUUCCAUAAUGAGAACUUGGCUGUUACGGUUCUUAACCUGUUCUUUGCAGGAACAGAGACAGUCAGCACCACCCUCAGAUACGGACUUCUCAUCCUCCUCCGAUACCCAGAGAUAGAAGCUAAGGUCCAAGAGGAGAUUGACCGGGUCAUUGGGAGGAACCGCAGCCCCUCCUUAGAGGACCGGAGUCAGAUGCCCUUCACGGAUGCUGUCAUUCAUGAGAUCCAGCGCUUUGUAGACGUCUCCCCACUGGCACCUCCUCAUUUGGUGACCUGUGACACACAUUUCCGGGGCUUCAGCAUUCCCAAGGGAACCACAGUAGUGCCAUUCCUGUCGUCCUGCCUGCAUGACCCCCAGCACUUUCAGACACCGAGGAAGUUCAAUCCUCAGCACUUCCUGGAUGAAAGAGGGUCCUUCAGGAAGAAUGAGGCCUCCCUCCCAUUUUCAACAGGGAAAAGGGUCUGCCUUGGCGAAGGUUUGGCCCGUAUGGAGCUCUUCCUAUUCCUCACAACAGUGUUGCAAAACUUCCACCUAAAAUCCCUCCAAGAGAGGGAGGAAAUAGACAUUUCAGCGGAUGUGCGAGGCAGUUCAAAGCUUCCCCGGCCUUAUAAUCUUUGCGUGGUUCCCCGGUAAAUGGUCCCUGCUGCAUGAGCGCUGAGAUAUUUGGGGGAUUCAGGUGCCUCUUCUAUGUCUCUCUCUCUGAUUGGGAGAUAAUAUUUACACAAUGAAGGUUCGUGGCUGGGAAACUGCUUUGAAAAUCACUGUGACUAAAGUGUGUUAUGUGUAGAACUCAAUAUAAAAGGAGUCUGCCCUGCU
This is a messenger RNA of Podarcis muralis (Common wall lizard), 1218 nucleotides long. The record is from RefSeq and is a predicted model, not a curated record. Lineage: Eukaryota; Metazoa; Chordata; Lepidosauria; Squamata; Lacertidae.